UCGUGGUUUUAGAUCAGCGGCUGUCUGGCAUUUGUUACUGUCGUUGUCUGACACCUGGGCCCACUCUCACGACCUCCAUCUCCUCUAUUCUCUCUCUUCCCUCCGUUUUAUACACACUCACUUGCCAUCUCUGCACUAACUCAGAAACGCCUCUAUCUCUCUUUCUCUUGCUCUGUUUCUCUACGAACCAGAGCAUGGAGCGCAGUUUCAUCUUCUACCUGCUCUUACUUCUUUGCAUUUUCAGUUUUGCAGAUGCGGGCUCAAUCGGGGUGAACUAUGGAAGGAUAGCGAACAAUCUACCAUCGGCGGUGAAAGUGGUGCAGCUCCUCAAGUCUCAGGGUCUGGGUCGGGUUAAGGUAUUCGACACUGAUCCUGCUGUUCUCAGAGCAUUAUCAGGAUCUGGGAUUAAAGUUACUGUCGACUUACCCAAUGAACUCCUCUACUCUGCUGCCAAACGCAUGUCCUUCGCCUUCUCGUGGGUUCAAAGAAACGUCGUCGCUUACUACCCAUCUACCCAAAUCGAAGCCAUUGCCGUGGGUAACGAAGUUUUCGUUGAUCCGCACAACACUACGAAGUUUCUCAUACCGGCCAUGAAAAAUAUCCACCAAGCUCUGGUUAAGCUUAAUCUUCAUUCCGCCAUUAAAAUCUCUUCACCUAUAGCACUCAGUGCUCUCCAAUCUUCUUACCCAUCAUCAGCCGGAGCAUUCCGACCCGAAUUCAUUGAACCCGUUUUCAAACCCAUGUUGGAUUUCCUUCGGGAAACCGGUUCAUAUCUCAUGGUUAAUGCGUAUCCGUUUUUCGCUUAUGAGUCGAACUCGGAUGUCAUUUCUCUGGACUACGCUUUGUUUAGAGAGAACCCGGGUGUGGUGGAUCCGGGUAAUGGAUUGCGGUAUUUCAACCUUUUUGAUGCUCAAAUCGACGCCGUUUUUGCUGCUAUGUCCGCUUUGAAGUAUGACGACAUCAGGAUGGUUGUGACCGAGACAGGCUGGCCGUCAAAGGGAGACGAGAAUGAAAUAGGUGCUACCAUUCAGAACGCAGCAGCGUACAAUGGCAAUCUUGUCCGUAGGAUUCUCACUGGUGGUGGUACCCCGCUAAGACCCAAGGCAGAUCUGACCGUGUAUCUCUUCGCUCUCUUCAAUGAGGACGAAAAGAACGGCCCCACAUCCGAGAGAAAUUACGGCCUCUUUUACCCCAACGAGCAAAAGGUUUACAAUAUUCCUUUUACUGUGGAGGGCCUCAAGGAUUACAAGGACAGCCGGUCAUCGGUAUCCGGUGGUCAACAGGUGACAACUCCGGUUGUCGGCGGCGUAUCCAAGAGCACUACCGGGAAUACAUGGUGCAUGGCGAAUCAAGACGUCGGAAAAGAAAAGCUGCAGGCAGCACUAGAUUAUGCUUGUGGUGAAGGAGGAGCGGAUUGCCGUUCGAUACAGCCAGGAGCCACGUGUUACGAUCCUAACACAAUCGAGGCCCACGCGUCUUACGCUUUUAACAGUUACUAUCAGAAGAAAGGGCGGGACAUUGGCGCCUGUUAUUUCGGAGGAGCAGCUUACGUCGUCACCCAAGUACCAAAAUAUGGGCAGUGCGAGUUUCCGACAGGAUACUGAAGAAGAGGAAAUGAAGUAAUGGGAUUUUUCCAUUAACAGAAGAGAUUAGGGGAAGAUAGGAGUGGCUGAAUUGAAUUGAAUGUAGCUCUUAAUUUUUAUUUUCUGGGGGGUGUUUUUAGUAAUUAUUUUGGGGGGUGUGAUUGUAUUAAAGUGUAGAGUAGUUGGAGUUAUUUAGAGAAUUAAAUAGACUACUUGAUUUUUCUGUAAUUAUAAAAGUUGAGUCAUAUUUGUGUUUGACUUUCUCAUUUCCAAAUAUAUUUCUAUCCGGUCAAAAUUA
Molecule: messenger RNA, 1881 nt
Organism: Manihot esculenta (cassava)
Lineage: Eukaryota; Viridiplantae; Streptophyta; Magnoliopsida; Malpighiales; Euphorbiaceae
Product: glucan endo-1,3-beta-glucosidase 12
Exons: 3
Coding region: 195-1604 (469 amino acids)
Biological process (GO): carbohydrate metabolic process
Cellular component (GO): plasma membrane
Molecular function (GO): hydrolase activity, hydrolyzing O-glycosyl compounds
Source: RefSeq, a predicted model, not a curated record